UUCUUUCUGGUUUUUUAUAUGCUUGCUUGAACGUCAAAAAAGGAUGGACACUAAAGAGCAAGAAGACAUAGAUAAUGUCGCAUUUAAUACAUUUAUUGGGGUAUUAGUAUCCAUUUGUGGCAAUGCAUUGAUAUCCGUUGCCCUUAACUUACAAAAAAGAGCGCAUAAUAAAAUACAAGAAAAACAAAUGGCACAUUACUUUUCAAAUAUGGAUGAAUCUCCACAGUGGAUACCAUCUAGCGGAUUUUUCCCAGAUGACGGAUACUCUUCACCGAGGUCAUCGAUUGAAUCUUCAGUAACUGUGCCCAAUACUCACAACAAUAAUUCACAGUCUGAAGAAGAGUUCAUUGAACGACAGAAAUUUAUUAUGGCUCAGGAGUACGACAAAGGAGAUAAUACAGAUUAUUUAAAAUCAAAGCUAUGGUGGUUGGGAAUAACCUUGAUGAUUUUAGGUGAAGUUGGCAAUUUUGUUGCAUACGGAUUUGCCCCUGCAUCAACAAUAGCACCGUUAGGAACAACGACAUUGGUAUCAAACGCUAUAUUAGCACCAGUCAUGCUUAAAGAGGUAUUUAGAAAAAGGGAUCUCAUCGGUGUCACUUUGGCAGUAGCAGGCGCAGCUAUUGUCGUGCUUAGCUCGAAUUCUGAAGAAGUCGCAUUGUCGCCUGAGCUCAUCAUGGAUGCAAUCACACAAACACAGUCGAUUAUUUAUUUUAUCCUUACAGGCAUCACUGUUACUAUCUUGACCAUUCUGUCUCCUACCCAUGGCUCUUCAAGUAUCAUGGUUGAUUUGGGUCUAGUAGCAAUUUAUGGUGGAUACACUGUCCUUUCUACUAAAAGUGUCGCAUCUUUACUCAGCUUGACAUUGUUCAAGAUGUUUACGUACCCUGUUUCUUACUUACUCAUACUCGUUCUAGUCGUCACAGCCAUCUUACAGAUCAAAUAUUUAAAUAAGGCACUUCAAAGAUUCGACUCUACAGAAGUAAUCCCUACCCAAUUCGUUCUGUUUACGAUUUCAGCUAUUAUUGGAAGUGCUGUGCUCUAUCAUGACUUUGAUGGCAUGAGCCUUGAGCAGUUAUCAAGGUUCAUGGCUGGAUGUGCCAUUGAAUUUCUCGGAGUAUACCUUAUUACUUCCAAACGACCCAAACGUAUGCACCCUGCAUUAUCCAUUAGCGCAGAUAGCAGUCAUACAGCCAUUAUGCUACCCGAGCAUGAAUUGCCAUCUGAACAACAACAACAACAUCCCUUACGCGCUUCAAAACGUGUUUCUUUAAUCUUGCCAACCGUUAAUUCAUCUUCUGCUCGUGAGGAUGCUGUCUAUACCCAUCCAAGCACACACAGUGGCCAUUCAAACCAGAGCACGGUUACGAACAACAGUAAUAAUAACGCCAGCAAACGUCGUAGCUCAGUGUUUAGGGGUAUAUCUAUGGCUUCACAACUGCUGGAUAGAGAUGAUGAGCCAUUUCAAUUACCUUCGUCACAAAGAGACUCGGGGCUAUUUUUGAAUACAACAGGAAAUAUAUUAGCAGGAAUUAGUUCUCUGAUUGCAGAACAUCAACAUCAUCAACAACAACAAGAUUUGCAUGAUAAUGAUGCGGUCGAAAUAGAUAUACCAACUUCAUUUUCACUUAUAGAUCGUGAAUUAAUGCCCAUGACAAGGGGAGCAGAGCAUGGUGAUAAGAAAAUAUCCAAGCUAGUAGACAUUGACGAAUAGUUGCAUUUAUUUUUUAUUUUUUUUCUGUCUUCAAUACCAGUUGUAUCACUUAAUAUACCUCAAAUGUCAUGUUUAAUCUACUUCCACGAUACCAAUUCAAGAAUAGGUCCAUGCACGGUAUUUAAUUAGUAUGAAAAUAUUAAAAAAAUAGUCAUUUCGAUCUACUCUUUUUAUGGAAUAAUCAAUGAUAAAAGGUAUCAGGAAUGAAUCGGAUCGACGCCUAAAGUUUCUUAAGGAG
Molecule: messenger RNA, 1949 nt
Organism: Rhizopus microsporus ATCC 52813
Lineage: Eukaryota; Fungi; Mucoromycota; Mucoromycetes; Mucorales; Rhizopodaceae
Product: DUF803-domain-containing protein
Exons: 7
Coding region: 44-1711 (555 amino acids)
Biological process (GO): magnesium ion transport
Cellular component (GO): membrane
Molecular function (GO): magnesium ion transmembrane transporter activity
Source: RefSeq, a predicted model, not a curated record